Messenger RNA from Fusarium venenatum, 1140 nucleotides. RefSeq lists its product as uncharacterized. The record is from RefSeq and is a predicted model, not a curated record. NCBI's taxonomy places the organism in Eukaryota, Fungi, Ascomycota, Sordariomycetes, Hypocreales, Nectriaceae.
AUGGGUUCAUCAACCCGCCCCCCAGCCAACCGCUUUGUUGCCGUAGCUCGUCACGUAUACAACCCCAUCGGCUUCAGCAAAGGAUAUAACUUCGUCCUUUGGUUCAUCUUUGCCGGCGGUCUACUGGGUUUUAUAUGCGCUCGAGCCCCCUACUUCGACUACGAUGGCGUCUUUUGUAAGCCUGACUCAAACGGUGGAUUCUUUGGCGCUGCGGCUGGCGAAUGCUGGUCCUAUGCACAAGAGUCCCACCUCAAGUUUGGUAUCAAGAUGCAUCUGUGGACUGUCCUUCCUGCUGGGUUCCUCGCCUUUCUUCAUUUCCUUCCGAUUCUUAGACACAAAGUUAUACUCUUCCAUCAGAUUAACGGCUAUAUCACCAUUCUGCUUAGCAUUGUGGGCACAGCUGGUGCUCUGAUGAUUGCUCAUGUAUCUUUUGGCGGAGGCGCAGAUAUACAGGCUGCUGUUGGAUUGCUGGCCAUUUUGUUCGUUGGUAGUCUACUCGUUGCUUUGUACAACAUCAAACGACUACAAUUGGAGCAGCACAGGGCUUGGAUGUUGCGAGCUUGGUUUUAUGCUGGAGCAAUCAUAUCUUGUCGACUCGUCAUGUCCAGCGCGGCUAUGAUCAUCUCCAAGUGGGGGGCAGUAUACAAAUCUUUCUCGUGCGAUAAACUCGCCUCAUUUUACCAAGACGAUGAACAAGGUUUUAUGCAAAAAUAUCCGGUAUGUAAUUCCACCGACGGGUGGGUUGCGGUCAAGGCAGAUAUCAUUGGCGGAGACGGAGAAAACGCCGCUGCAGCAAUGCAUGAAACCUUUGGAAUGGCGGUUUGGUUGGCUCUGGCCCUGCACGCUAUUGGGGUCGAGAUAUACCUUCGCUUGACCCCCGCUGAGUCUGAAAGACUUCGAAACAUCUCCUACAAACGCCAGAUAGAGGCUGGAUUUAAGAACCCUGGUAGUGCUGGGUUGACUAUCGAUCGGCUCGGAGACUCCACUGCUUGGGAACCCGCCAUUGGUAGGAAUCAGCGAGAUUCGGCAUAUGCUUUGGUUGACCAUGUCGGAAGGACGAACCUCAACGACUCACGCUCUGAAUAUGUAUUAUUGCAGCCCGGCCAUACGCAAUACGAUCCAUACAUGCCACAUGCCUGA